AUGUCUUCAUCAACAACAACAUCAAGAGAAACAGUAGCAGGAGGAGCAACCAGAGAGGCUAAGGCGCCAGAAUAUCUCUCAGAGCUAACAGAGCUAAAGAAAGAUGUGGAGGAAUUGGACAAUGCGGCAAAGUCGCUCCAUGAAACAUCAACAGCUGUAGUCAUGCUGCGCGACAUUCAAAAUAAGAGGCGCAUUGGCGUAAGGACACCGAUAAACAAGUGUAGCCCAAGAAGCGCCUCCGCCUCCCUAGACGAUGAAGAUGAAUCGAACCGAGCCGGGAAGACUAAUAACGAGGUGGUUGAGAACCAACUACAAGACAAGGC
Molecule: messenger RNA, 323 nt
Organism: Amoebophrya sp. A25
Lineage: Eukaryota; Dinophyceae; Syndiniales; Amoebophryaceae
Source: the annotation of a GenBank genome assembly